Molecule: messenger RNA, 234 nt
Organism: Effrenium voratum
Lineage: Eukaryota; Dinophyceae; Suessiales; Symbiodiniaceae
Source: the annotation of a GenBank genome assembly
AUGUCUGGCGCAGUUUGGUCCUGGAGCACUGGUGGCCAUUCCCGGCCCUACGAUGCAGAAGUGAGCCGCCUGAUUGAGGAGGGCUUUUGCAAGAACCAGCAAGAAGUCCGCAUCCGGUUGUGGACGGGCGCCGGACACGAAAGCUACCGCGUCAACUUCCACAAGAUGAGAGCCUCCGUGACGGUCACAAGUGGCGGCCUGCGCAGCGCACUCAGGUGCAGCCGUCCUUGGUGA